This is a messenger RNA of Closterium sp. NIES-65, 5490 nucleotides long. The record is from the annotation of a GenBank genome assembly. NCBI's taxonomy places the organism in Eukaryota, Viridiplantae, Streptophyta, Zygnematophyceae, Desmidiales, Closteriaceae.
AUGAUGGUCUUAGGGAAGGGGAAAAACAGCGCGAAAGAAAUUCGGAGUAUGCUGGAGUCGACCUGCAGGGCCUUCUUCAACCUGCAAGGAGUCCAGCUCCGUCCCGCCCCGGAUGCAGUCAUGACGACCCACUGUGCUCGAGUGGUAGAGAGCGCACCCGCACAGAACAGAUCCGAAGCGGUAGAGGGACAGAUAGACGUACCUGCCGCAAACCGGGACGCAAAUCCAAGAGUUGGGUUUAUUUCAUAUUCCCGCCGACCUGCACCGGGGGAUGCACUACUGAGUGGCCCGACAUCAAGGUCAGCCACUGCGGACGAGCGUGAUAGGUCUGGAGUUAGGCAGCUCAGGUUUGCUGAUCGGGUUAGGAGGCCGCGGGAACGCGAAGCACGGACGGAGACCGACUUGGCAAGUGUAGCAGAUGAAGGCGAGGAGGGUGUAGAAGAUCCACAGCUGCCAAGUCAGGUCAAACAGGCAGAGGAGCAGUGGAGGAAGGCGGCUGAUGAAAAGCGGAUGGGCGAAGCAGAAGCCAAGAGUAGACGGGCUGAAGAGAUGCAACGGCGCAGUGAUGGCGACACCGAUCCUACCGUCUCUUUCCCGGGAACUGGAGACAUACGUGAAGCAUGGGAGCGUGGGGCACGAGCCGCUGCAAGGGCACACGUGGGAGAGGCAGGAGAGGAGCUCGCCAGCAAUGUGCGGCAGCAUAUCGAGGAGGAUAGGGGAUACGUGAAAGUUCGCUUGCCCAGCCUAAAGCGGAAGGCGGCUGAAGAGGCCCGGAGAGGGGACGUCGACGUGCCAGAGAAUUCGGGAGAGGCGAAAAAGAAGGAGGAGAGCAACGCUGGUGCUAAGGCUCAUAAGAUGGUGGAGGUAGAGGCGCACCAGAAUGCAGAGGAUGCGGCCCAUCAGUUCGUCGAUGCAGAGGCGGCACUUACGGCAAUGGACGGGGCGCCAACGGAAGCAGAGUCUGCGGCGCAGCAGAAGGUGGGUGCAGAGGCGGUCAAGGGUGCGGAGGCAGUCGCGCGUAAAGAAGCGGGUGCAGCAGCAGAGCUGACGUCGGAGGCAGUCGAGCUGAUGGUAGUGGAGGCAGUGGCGCAGAAGGAAUCAGAGGCAAUGGCGAGCCAGAAGGAUGAGGCAGCGGCGCAGCAGAAUGAUGAGGCAGACGCACAUAAGGAAUCAGCGGCAGCAGCGCAGCCGAAGGAUGAGGGUGCGGCGCCCAGGAUGGUUGAGGCAGAGGCACAGAAGGAAUCAGAGGCAGCGGCGCAGCAGAAGGAGGAGGGUGCGGCGCCGAAGAUGGUUGAGGCAGAGGCGCAGAAGGCAUCAGAGGCAGCGGCGCUGCAGAAGGAGGAGGGUGCGGCGCCGAAGAUGGUUGAGGCAGAGGCGCAGAAGGCAUCAGAGGCAGCGGCGCUGCAGAAGGAGGAGGGUGCGGCGCCGAACAUGGUUGAGGCAGAGGCGCAGAAGGAAUCAGAGGCAGCGGCGCUGCAGAAGGAGGAGGGUGCGGCGCCGAACAUGGUUGAGGCAGAGGCGCAGAGGGAAUCAGAGGCAGCGGCGAGGGAGAAGGAUAAGGCAGCGGCGCUGCAUAUGGAGGAGGCAGACGCACAUAAGGAAGGAGAGGCUCGGAAUAAGGCAGAAGCAGCGGUGCGGCAGAAGGCGGAGGCAGAGGAGCAGAAACAGGCUGCGGAAGAGGCACUACAACUGGCUCGGGCAGAAGCGCGGAAGAAGGCUGUUGUAGAGGCGCAGAAGAAGGCAGAGGGUGAGGCGCAGAAGAUGGCAGAGGCCGAGGAGCAGAAGCAGGCUGAGGCAGACGCACGUAGGAAGCCAGAUGGAGAGGACGGUUCAGAUGGGAAUAAAAUGGUACAGACAGAGGGACGGGAGACGGCGGGUGCUGAGGGGCACAUCAUCGCAGAGGAAGAGGGGCAGCAUAACGAGGAGGCAGCGUCGCAGGUAUUCGCAUACCGAGAGACGCAGAGCAUGGCAGAGACAGGGCGUCAAAAUACUAUGGAGGAGGUUCGUGUCGUCCCGGAGGCUGGAGUGGGGCACUACGAGGGAGAUGCGCUGGAAACAGAAGAGGAGCAGAAUGAGGAGGAUACGGUACAUCCGGCAGUCCGGAUAUUUUUGGGAGGAAGUCCGACGCGGGGACCAGGAACCGGGGUAGAGGGGCCAUGGAGGGUGGCAGACGAUGGGGCGCCUAGGGAUACAGUGGAUCUCAACAGGCAAAGGCGGCCCACCCUUCACCAGAGAGCAGUGGAGAGGAAUCUCGGCCAAGGCGGGGUGGCAGAAGCGUUUUGGCAGGUAGAGUGGGUCGAGGCAGAGACGGCAAUACGGCGGAUGCUGCAUCGGACGAGUACAGUCUUGGUCGAACAAGGUGACAGGUUCGUCGAGGCCGAAAGCUGGGACAUAAGCCCGGCAGAGGUAACGCAUCGUCUGACGCUCUUAGCCCAAAUGGUGACGCAGACGUUCUGCAACUUGGCGGCCCGCAACAGCAGCAUCAGUCGCGACGUGGCCGAUCUGACCGUCCAUUACUGUCGCGACGCCCUGGCCAACCUGGAAGAAGUCCGCCAUGGAAACGAGGAACGGCGGCGCCAAGCUGAAACGGCGACCAGGUUUCGCGAGGAGGUGGACACGAGACUCUCCAACUUGCAGGAGAGUAUCGUAAGGAUGAGUGAUCAGGUUCGCCAGUCGGGAGGGGGGAUGGCGGAGGGCACGUUAAAGAGGGUGGAAGAGAGGUUGAGAGAGGUUCUGAGAGAAGACUCUGAGCGGCGGAACAGGGAUAGACUGCAGGAUGAGGAGCGGAAGCAGAAGGCCACGAGGAAGGAAGCAGACGCCGCAGAGAGACGGAAGAAGGAACAACAGCAGGAGGAAGCGCGUCGGCAAAAGGAGAUGAGAGAGGGAAUGAAGGAGAUGAAGGAGGCGAUGAUGAAGGAGAUGAAGGCAGAAAUGAAGGAGAUGAAGGAUGGGAUGGUAAACCAGAUUGUGGGGAGGUUGAGCGCGGUUUUGCGAGAAGAAUCCGAGCGGCAGAAGGAGAGGCAAGUGGACGCGGAGCGGCGACAACAGCAGGACGCGAAUAGGAAACAAGUGGCGGACGACGAGGAGAGACACAAGAGGAAACAACUGGACGAGCAAUGGCGGAAGGAGGAGGAGGUGAAGAGGAAGGAUGUAGAGGCCACAGAGCGGCGGAGGAAGAACAAACAUCAGGAGGAAGAGCGACGGCAGAAGGAGGUGGAGGCGGGAAUGAAGGAAGUGAUGGAGGCUGUGAAGGAGAUGAAGACGGGGAUCAAGGGGUGGAAGGAGGGGAUGCUAAGUGAGGGUAGGAAGGCAACGAAGGGAGAUCGGCGACAGAAGGAGGAUACGCAGAGGAAGGAGGCAGAGGAAGCAGAGCGGGUGGAGAGGGAGAAACAGCAAGAGAUGGCGCUCCUGCAGAAGGAAGAGGCGCAGCGGAAAGAUGCAGAGGAGGCCGAGAGGCAGGAGAGGGAGAAACAGCAGGAGAUGGCGUGCCUGCAGGAGGAGGAGAGGCAGAGGAAGGAGGCAGAGGAGGUAGAGCGGCGUCAGAGGGCGAAACAGCAGGAAUUGGACCGCCUGCAGAAGGAGGAGACGCAGAAGAAGGAGGCAGAGGAGGCCGAGCGGCAGCAGCGGGCGAAUCAGCAGGAGAUGGAGCGCCUACAGAAGGAGGAAGCGCAUAAGAAGGAGGUAGAGGAGGCCAAGCAGCAGCAGAGGGCGAAACAGCAGGAGAUGGAGCGCCUGCAGAAGGAGGAAGCGCAGAAGAAGGAGGCAGAGGAGGCCGAGCGGCAGCAGAGGGCGAAACAGCAGGAGAUGGAGCGCCUGCAGAAGGAGGAAGCGCAGAAGAAGGAGGCAGAGGAGGCCGAGCGGCAGCAUAGGGCGAAACAGCAGGAGAUGGAGCGCCUGCAGAAGGAGGAAGCGCAGAAGAAGGAGGCAGAAGAGGCCGAGCGGCAGCAGAGGGCGAAACAGCAGGAGAUGGAGCGCCUGCAGAAGGCGGAGCAGUGCCGAGCAGAGAAGAGGGCCAGACUUGCAUCCUACGCGGAACAGCAGUGGCAACUGGAGGCAAAGGCAAAGGCGAUGGCUGAAGAGACGGAACGAUCGGCAAGGGAGAUGGAAGAGGAGGAUUUGACCAUGCAGGGGGAGGGGACCUGGACAGGAGCCGAGGAGGAAAUAGCUGAGGGGCUGGGGAGUUUGCUGUUGAUUGAGAGCGGGGAGGCGAAUGUAGUAGAGGGCGUGGCUAGUGUUCCUGUACGGAAUGUAGAGGUGUCCAGGAGGCGGCCUAGACAAGAGGACAGGGAGCCGGAGGGUCAUGCGGCUAAGAGACGGCGUGCAGCUGGAAUACAGGAGUUGAUACCCAUAAUCCAAGGGGAAAAGAAAGGGAUGAAGAUCGACAAGUGUGACAACAGGAAAAACGCCGCAGUGGACGACAAGGGUAAGACUUUGGGUGUCUGCCUACCGUUCAGGGGAAGCGGGUUCUCUCAACGGGGCGAGGGAGCUUUGCAGAAGUGGACGUCUGAGCAGACCGUCGGCGGCCGGAAGCGGAACCUCGGCUCUCACAAAACGGUGUGGGAGAGGGCAUACACGGUCGCAGUCUGCUGGAAGUUCUACUUCCCGGAUAUUGACAUGCAGGCAUACGGCAUGAAUCCAAACCGUAUUAACAAGUGGCGGGAAGACCUCGACUUCACAACGUGGCUUCCAACAGGGGUGUGGAGCGUCAUCAACGAACUCCACCUGGACAAACCGGACGGAUUCUCACUCGUUCAAACCAACACGGCUCUUCGGCAGCAGCAGGGGGAUGGCUUUCAGGUAGCUUCCUGCGCUGGUGUCGGAAUAACUGCGUGGCAGAAGAUGGUGGGAGGCGUGGAGGGUGAAAACGGCUAUUCGACGGAAGAACACGCAAUCGGACUUGCCGCCACGUUGUCUGUAAUGUGGGCCGCAUCCACGAAUGUGGACCAGACCCAGUGGGAGACGGGCGCAACAACAGCUGCACGUGGAACUUCUACGGCCAUAGCAUCUUCUGCUACCAGAUCGUCCACUGCUGCCACCGCCUCGUCGGCUGCCUCGUCAUCUUCUGCGGCCGAUGUGCCCUCUGCCGUCCACAAUGCCCUUGCGACGCUUGCAGCCUCGGUUGCUUGCGUUGCGGUUGAGGCGAUGAGGUCGGUAAAGGAUCAGGAGCAUGACAAGGAAGCGUGGAUUCUGCCCCUGUCGGAUGCGCUGCUGAAAGCGCUUCCGGCAGAGUCGCGAGCGGCCGAGGAUGCAAAGCGGAUGACGAGGGUGGUGGCAAAGGUGGUGACCUCUUGGUGCCUAUGCAGCAUGGCAUCAAGAGGCCUUCGCCAGCACCAGGGCGUCUGGCUCGGAGUCCUGCAGAAGAAGUUGGGCGGCCGGGAUACCACAACAGGGGCGGAUAAGGAGAAGAAAACCAAGAAAUCGUCCGCAAAGGGGAACGCGACGAAGGAUGCGUCGACGGAGGAGAACACCAGCACUGGCGGCCAGGAGUGA